GGUGUCAGGCAACAACGAUCGGCACCUUCGACGGGCCGGGCAUCUGCACGAUCUAGACGCCUUUACUUGACAAAAACGAUGGGCUGUAAACAAUCACUGAGAGCGAAUAGUGUAACAUGGGUAGAUGCUGUUAUACAAGACGCUGAAAAGUACCGAACUUUUCUAUCGGCAAAGGUUGCUGCCUUGCAGGCACAUCUGAAAGAUCCACAAAUACCGUUCGCAAGUUUAGACCACUUUAAGGUAAUUAGUUACCUUGGGGCAGGCUCAUUUAGUAGUGUCCUCGAAGUUCAACACAAGGACAACAGCACUCGAUAUGCUAUUAAAAUUAUAAGAAAAGACCAAAUUACUACACAGCCAGGCUUGGCAGAGCAGGUAUUGAACGAGAAGAAUGUCCAUGCAGCCCUCGACUUUGAGUUUAUUAUAAAGCUUUACUUCGCCUUCAAGGACAACACUUGCCUAUAUUUUGUUUUAGAGUUCGCUACUUGUGGAAACCUUUACGACCUUUUGAAGCGGCGCAGACUGAACGAGGAUGAGGCUCGCUUUUAUGUUGCCCAGCUUAUUCUCGCGCUGGAAUACAUUCAUGCUGCGGAUAUUAUCUAUCGGGAUCUAAAGCCAGACAACGUAUUAGUAAAUUACGAUGGCUACCUCAAGCUGGCCGACUUCGGCCUUGCAAGACGUCUGGAUGAAAAGAAAAAAGCCUACUCGCUUUGCGGCACUGCUGAAUACAUAGCUCCAGAGGUCGCUACUACAGAUGGUUACAGAGGGUACGGCUUGGGAGCUGAUUGGUGGAGUCUCGGUAUAUUGGUCCACUUUCUAGUAUUUCGGAAAACACCGUUUGUUGCCUGUUCUCCAGCAGAAACAAUAAAUGCGGUAAUUCAAAAUAAGUUUAGAAUACGCAAAAUAGCCAAGCUUAGCAAGAAAAUCGAAACUUUUUUGUACGAAAUUCUUGAGAAACAACCCGAAGACAGGUUAGGUGUUAAGGGAAAAGGGGUACUGAGUUUGAAAAAUCAUUCCUGGCUAAGGGGUUACGAAUGGAUGACAUUGUAUAAGAAGAGAGUUAUUCCGCCUGAGCCAAAUCCUCAACCCCAAUGGGUACGGAACAUCGAUUGGAAGCCUGAGUUCUCUUCGAAGAUUCUUUACGAAAAGGAAUUCGAGCAUUUUUAGUUUUCGGGACUCCCUUCUUCCGCUUUACCCUCUCCGGUGUAUGCAUACACUGAGCUGAAAAUAAAUAUUUUGAAAA
This is a messenger RNA of Varroa destructor (honeybee mite), 1240 nucleotides long. RefSeq names its product cAMP-dependent protein kinase catalytic subunit alpha-like. Gene Ontology annotation, biological process: protein phosphorylation. Gene Ontology annotation, cellular component: cAMP-dependent protein kinase complex. Lineage: Eukaryota; Metazoa; Arthropoda; Arachnida; Mesostigmata; Varroidae. The record is from RefSeq and is a predicted model, not a curated record. Gene Ontology annotation, molecular function: cAMP-dependent protein kinase activity; ATP binding.